UUUAAAGAAUUCCGAGAUAAAUUAAUUUUCGGGAGUUUCGUUGGCAGUUUUAUUUUUUCGAGGCUGCAGUUGAUGAUGUUAUUGGGACGAACGUGUCUUUUUUCCAACCACAAAUCGAUUUUUGCCGUGGCCGUAACAGCUGUUCUAAAUAGACAAGGUGGCAAGCUCUGCACUAACAAAUUAUUUGGAAAUAGAUCGAUUUCAUCUUUUAAUAAGCCAAAAAUGACUUUAGGCAACGAAAAAACGCUGGCUAAGAAGGCCGUCCAAUCCGAGCCUAUAAUGCGGUUAAACAAUAUUGAAAAAUCGCAGCAGGAUGCACGAGAUUACCGCGGACUGCAGUUGGAAAAUGGUCUUAAAGUGUUACUCAUCUCGGAUCCAACCACUGACGUUUCGGCUGCUGCAUUAUCUGUGCAGGUUGGGCACAUGUCCGAUCCUGAUAAUCUGCCGGGAUUGGCGCAUUUCUGUGAGCACAUGCUUUUCCUAGGCACUGAGAAGUAUCCGCACGAAAAUGGCUACACCACGUACCUGUCACAAAGUGGCGGCAGUAGCAAUGCUGUCACUUAUCCUCUAAUGACCAAGUAUCAUUUUCACGUCGCCCCAGAUAAGCUCGAUGGCGCUCUAGAUCGUUUUGCUCAGUUUUUCAUUGCUCCGCUGUUUACGCCGAGCUCUACUGAACGUGAAAUAAAUGCUGUAAACUCUGAGCACGAGAAGAAUCUUUCGAGCGACCUUUGGCGCAUUAAGCAAGUUCAGCGUCAUUUAGCCAAACCUGAUCAUGCCUACAGCAAAUUUGGCAGUGGCAAUAAAGCUACACUCUGCGAGAUACCCAAGUCCAAGGGCAUCGAUGUGCGUGAUGAACUGUUGAAAUUUCACAAAAAGUGGUACUCAUCGAACAUCAUGUGCUUGGCUGUUAUAGGCAAAGAAUCCUUGGACAAAUUGGAGGAAAUGGUUAUAGAAAAGUUUUCCGAGAUUGAAAAUAAAAACGUUGAAGUGCCAACAUGGCCACGACAUCCGUAUGCAGAGGAUCAGUAUGCGCAAAAAGUAAAAAUUGUUCCCAUCAAGGAUCUACGCUCAUUAACAAUAAGUUUCACAACCGACGACUUAACACAAUAUUACAAAUCUGGACCUGACAAUUAUUUGACGCAUCUGAUUGGACACGAGGGCAAGGGCAGCAUAUUGUCGGAGCUACGCAGGCUUGGCUGGUGCAAUGAUUUAAUGGCUGGACAUCAGAGUACACACCAUGGCUUUGGAUUUUUCGAUAUUGUGGUGGACUUAACCCAGGAGGGCUUAGAGCAUGUUGAUGAUAUAGUGCAUCUAAUAUUCCAGUAUUUGCAAAUGCUGCGAGAAGAGGGUCCUAAGAAAUGGAUAUUUGACGAAUGCGUAAAGCUUAACGAAAUGCGUUUCCGUUUCAAGGAGAAAGAACAGCCCGAGAACCUGGUCACAUCAUCAGCAUCCUCAAUGCAAAUAUUCCCAUUGGAAGAAGUACUUAUUGCGCCAUAUAUGAGUAAUGAGUGGCGCCCCGACUUAAUCAAAAAACUUCUCGAUGAGCUGCUGCCUGCAAAGUGUCGAAUCUCAUUAGUUAGUCAGAGCUAUGAGCAGUCAACUGAUCGUGAAGAGCCAUAUUAUAGAACAAAAUAUGGAUUGGAGCGUAUACCUGCCAAGACGUUGAAGGUUUGGGAAAGUUGUUGUGUCAAUGAGAAUUUAAAGAUGCCAGUGGCCAACAGCUUUAUACCCACAAACUUUGACAUAGCUGAUGUGCCCAGCGAUGCGCCAAAGCACCCAACAAUCAUCAUGGACACACCAAUUCUACGAGUUUGGCACAAGCAGGACAAUCAAUUUAAUAAGCCUAAAGCGUGCAUGACCUUUGAUAUGUCCAAUCCCAUUGCCUAUUUGGAUCCAUUAAACUGCAAUUUAAAUCAUAUGAUGAUCAUGCUGCUGAAAGAUCAGCUUAAUGAAUAUCUAUACGAUGCAGAGCUUGCCAGCCUAAAACUUUCUGUUACCACCAAGCCCUGUGGCAUUGAUUUUACCAUACGUGGCUUUAAUGACAAGCAGGUGGUGCUGCUCGAGAAACUGCUUGAUCAUUUAUUUGACCUUAGCAUUGACGAAAAGCGCUUCGAUAUACUCAAGGAACAAUACAUACGCUCAUUGAAGAACUUUAAAGCAGAGCAGCCCUAUCAACAUUCCAUUUAUUAUCUGGCUCUGUUGCUUACCGAAAACGCCUGGGCAAAUGUGGAACUCUUGGAUGCUAUGGAACUUGUUUCGUAUGAGCGUGUGCAAAAUUUUGCCAAGGAAUUCUUCCAGCGGCUGCACACGGAGUGCUUCAUCUUUGGCAACGUGACCAAGCAACAAGCUUCAGACAUCGCUGGACGUGUCAACAAACGCUUGGAGGCCACAAAUGCCUCCAAAUUACCAAUCUUAGCCCGCCAGAUGCUUAAGAAACGAGAGUACAAACUAUUAGCCGGAGAUAGUUACUUGUUUGAGAAGGAGAACGAGUAUCACAAGAGCUCCUGUAUACAGCUAUAUAUGCAAUGUGGCGCACAAACAGAUCACACAAAUAUAAUGGUGAAUUUAGUAUCCCAAGUGCUCUCAGAGCCCUGUUAUGAUUGCCUCAGGACAAAGGAGCAACUGGGCUAUAUUGUGUUCAGUGGAGUGCGCAAAGUAAACGGCGCUAAUGGCAUUCGCAUUAUUGUGCAGUCGGCCAAGCAUCCCUCAUUUGUUGAAGAUCGCAUUGAGAACUUCUUACAAACAUAUAUGCAAGUUAUUGAGGACAUGCCCCAGGAUGAGUUCGAGCGCCACAAGGAGGCCUUAAUUGUAAAGAAGUUGGAGAAGCCCAAGACAAUAUUUCAGCAGUUCAGUAUGUUUCAUGGCGAAAUUUCCAUGCAAACUUAUCACUUUGAUCGUGAAGAGGCCGAAGUUGCAAUUCUGCGUAAGAUUACAAAGAACGACUUUGUGGACUACUUUAAGAAAUUCAUUGCAAAGGAUGGUGACGAACGACGAGUUUUAUCCGUGCAUAUAGUGUCUACGCUUAAGGAUCAAGGUGAUGGCGACUCAGCGGAGAAAGAGGAAACUGUAGUUACCCCGAUGGAGCGUCAUAUGCCAAUUAGCGAUAUUGUGGCCUUUAAGUCUUGCAAGGAACUGUACCCAAUUGCGGUGCCGUUCCUGGAUAUCAAGGCCAAGGGAGCACGCAGCAAAUUGUAAGAAGCUGCAGUCUGUGGCAUACAAUGCGGCAAUAGCUAAUGGUGUGAGUUUUAACGAAUUAAUUGUAUGUAUUGCAUAAAUUGUAUAAAUUUUCACAAAUAUAAAAUAAUUUGUAUCAACA
Drosophila busckii is the source of this 3316-nucleotide messenger RNA. RefSeq names its product insulin-degrading enzyme (gene Ide). Gene Ontology annotation, cellular component: mitochondrion; cytosol. Bases 73 to 3195 code for a protein of 1040 amino acids. NCBI's taxonomy places the organism in Eukaryota, Metazoa, Arthropoda, Insecta, Diptera, Drosophilidae. The transcript has 13 exons. The record is from RefSeq and is a predicted model, not a curated record. Gene Ontology annotation, molecular function: metal ion binding; metalloendopeptidase activity. Gene Ontology annotation, biological process: peptide catabolic process.